This is a messenger RNA of Brachypodium distachyon (stiff brome), 1399 nucleotides long. RefSeq names its product peroxidase 47. Gene Ontology annotation, molecular function: peroxidase activity; heme binding. The coding region runs from base 36 to 1154 and encodes 372 amino acids. Gene Ontology annotation, biological process: hydrogen peroxide catabolic process; response to oxidative stress. The transcript is spliced from 2 exons. The record is from RefSeq and is a predicted model, not a curated record. Lineage: Eukaryota; Viridiplantae; Streptophyta; Magnoliopsida; Poales; Poaceae.
GCAGGCCACACCCAAAUUCCUUGGACCAGUCGAAGAUGGUGCCUAUGCAUGCUUGCUUAGCUGGGAGCUUCGGCUAUAAAUACUGGCCCUUGUUGCAUUGCACCACACAGCUAGCAAGUGCAUGCUCAGUGCUCACUCACUCACUUCUCUUCUUCUUCUUCUACCUGUCAUUAGCGAGCAGACGAUCCAUGGGCGCCGUCAAGGACCUUGUGAGGCUCUUGAUCCUCGUGGAGGUGGCCAUCGCCGUGGCAGGGCCGGCCACCACCGUGGCGGCGCUGAGCGUAGACUACUACGCCAUGGGGUGCCCGUUCGCGGAGUACAUGGUCCGGGACGUGGUGAACAAGGCCGUCAUGGCUGACCCUACCCUCGCCGCCGGCCUCCUCCGCCUCCACUUCCAUGACUGCUUCGUCCAGGGAUGCGACGCGUCGGUGCUGCUGGACUCGACGCCGAAGAACACGGCGGAGAAGGACGCGCCGGCCAACAAGAGCCUGCGCGGGUUCGAGGUCAUCGACAAGAUCAAGCAGAUCCUCGAGUCCCAAUGCCCCGGCGUCGUCUCCUGCGCCGACAUCCUCGCAUUGGCGGCCCGUGACGCCGUGCUCGCCGCGGGUGGGCCAUACUACAUGGUGCCCGUGGGCCGGCGCGACGGUUCCCGCUCCGUCUUCACCGACACCUUCACGGCGCUCCCUUCCCCGUUCCUCAACGCCUCCGCCCUGACCGCCCUCUUCGCCACCCACGGCUUCGACGUCCAGGACAUGGUGGCGCUCUCCGGCGGGCACACGCUCGGGGUGGCCCACUGCGCGUCGUUCAAGAACCGGAUCGCCGCCGAGACGUCCACGCUGGAGAGCGGCCUGGCGGCGUCGCUGGCCGGCACCUGCGCCAAGGGGGACUCGGCGACGGCGGCGUUCGACCGGACCAGCACCGCCUUCGACGGGGUCUACUUCAAGGAGCUGCAGCAGAGGAGGGGCCUCCUGACCUCCGACCAGACGCUGUUCGAGUCGCCGGAGACGCAGAUGCUCGUCAAUACGUUCGCCAUGAACCAGGCCUACUUCUUCUACGCGUUCCAGCAAGGGAUGUACAAGAUGGGGCAGAUUGAUCUCAAGGAGGGGACUCAGGGCGAGGUCAGGAAAUCAUGCAGGGUCGUCAACUCAUACUAGCUAGCUAGCUGCUUAUAAGCAGAUCAUAAGUCUUGUCGGAAAUGCUCAGUGCAUGUUUGUCUACUAGUCUGCUGUCAUACGUGUGUGUAAGUUCUUCAUGUAACACCAUAAUAUAUAGGUGUGUGGUGUUGGGAAACUAGAUACAGUAAUAAAAAUGUGUGUGCAGGGCUUGUAAAACAUGGCGCUAGUAACAUGUAAAGUGAUGGAAUAAGUUGGUACUGGUACACACAAUGAUGCUUUGUUAA